Molecule: messenger RNA, 3611 nt
Organism: Hipposideros armiger (great roundleaf bat)
Lineage: Eukaryota; Metazoa; Chordata; Mammalia; Chiroptera; Hipposideridae
Product: ribonuclease 7-like
Exons: 2
Coding region: 111-581 (156 amino acids)
Biological process (GO): defense response to Gram-negative bacterium; defense response to Gram-positive bacterium; innate immune response
Molecular function (GO): RNA nuclease activity; nucleic acid binding
Source: RefSeq, a predicted model, not a curated record
AGUUGGUCCCAGAACAAGCUGGAGGAACAGGAGCCGGGCCACAGCUAGUGCCAUUCUUCCUGCUGGUAGAGCAACCCCAGCCCUCCAUUCUGACUGCCCCCCUAGAAGAGAUGACACCAACCAAAGCAGGACUCUGCCCUCUGCUGCUGCUUCUGCUGCUGGGCCUGUGGGUGGCCGAGGUCCCAGUCAGUGCCAAGCCCAAAACCAUGACCUCAGCUCAGUGGUUUGAAACUCAGCAUGUGCAGCCCCGCCCCGAGGGAUGCAAAAGGGCGAUGGGCAACAUCAACAAGCACACAAAACACUGCAAAGCCCUCAACACUUUCCUGCAUGAAUCCUUCUCCACUGUGGCUGCCACCUGUCAGACCCCCAGCAUAGCCUGCGGGAACAGCCAGAAAAACUGCCACCAGAGCAAAGGGACUGUGUCUCUGACCACGUGUGCGCUCACCUCCGGGAAGUACCCAGUCUGCAGGUACAAAGAGAAGAAACUGCGCGCUUCUUACAUCGUGGCCUGUGACCCACCUCAGAAAGGGGACUCUGGAAAAUUCCACCUGGUUCCUGUGCACUUGGAUAAAGUCCUUUAGGUUUCCAGCCUUCCUCACUCUUGGGCUGUGCUUUCAUUUUCUCUACAGGCCUCUGCACUACUCCUUCUAUGUCCAAAAGUUUCUCUUCCCUUCAUCUCUUGGAGCCCUUCCUAGCUCAGCUUUUUCUGAGAGGCUGAGGGGGAGCUGAGGUCAAUACCUCAGUGAGCUAAACUCCAGAAGAGAUGGUCUUUCAUCUCUUUAUUGUUGUUUUCCCUGAAACUUAUUCCUGAGAGAGGGGCUAAGCAAGCUCAGGAGUGAGGGGAUUCCCUGGUUUUUGCCUUGUACACCUUUCCCCUGCCCCAUCUUAUGCAUGUUCUGGCAGCAUGACAAGAGGAGGAAAUAGAUGUAAAGGCUGUAUGGGGUUUAUGGACAGAGCUGUUCCUGUUCCUAAACUAGAAACCUUCCCCAGCUCUGACGUGGUCGUGAGGUGGCCUCUGUGCAGAGAGGCAGCGGAAAGAAAGAAGACAAAGAAGUGCCGCUUCAUAUUUAUAUAGCAUUUCAUGGCGUAGCCACCUGAGUCCCUUGUGAGAUAGGCUUGAUGACUACUGUAAGGAUGAGGAAAUUGAGAUUUCAGAAAGCUUAAUUAAUUCAAGAGCUUGUGAAAUUGGUUGUAGAAGUGGCCUGGACUUGAGCCUAAGUCUCCUCACUCUACAUAGAGUUGCACUCUCUACUUUACCAUUGGGCAAAUAAUGAGAGAACUUUGCAUGGACAAGAGGAAAACUAGGUAAGAGUUCACCCAUGAAGAAAUGUACUGUGAGAGUGCUAAAAGCCAGUUGCCCUGUGUUGACUGAAAUAAAGGUCAUCACCUCUCUAGCCAAGAGACUGUUUACAAGGUGCUUCAGGGAUCUUAAUUCAUUAUCCCUCUCUCUGCCUCUCUAACUGCCCUCCCCCUUCUCCAGCCCACUGCUUUCUGACCUGUGCGUGGACCUGGCUCUGGCUAGAUCCCCUUGGCCUGAAGGCAUCGGUAAGAGGAGUGUCCCAGCAUCAUCCCCUUGCUCCAGGUCACAUUUCCCUUGACCUCAAGAGACUUCCGUGGCCCAGAGCCUGCUUGUCACAAACAGGCUGAUUGGAGCUGCCAGAGCUUCCUUCCUUCUGAUAAUCAUCUCUCCUGCCUCGGUGCUUCCCUGGCUCUCCACUCUGGCAGUUUUCCCAGGCAGUUGGGGUUGAGAUGUGGAAAUGCCACCUCCCUACCCCCUUGAGCUGCAGAUAUCAUUUCUCCCUCCCUAGGGAGCAGAGCUGGAGAAGCUAUGGCUUUCUGUUGCCUCAGUCCUGACAGCCCCUCCCUCAUUGCCUGCAGCUCUGACCAUCACCAGCCCCUUAUCUCUUCCUUUAUCUCAGUCUCGGACAAACUACACCACACCCCACACCAUCCUGCCUGCCCUCCUUCAGCACCCAGCUAAGCUGUUAGACCUCCCCUUCCCAACUGGGGAGUCUACUCCCUACCUAUCACUCCUAACAAUUCUAGUGCUCCUUUACUUCUUAUCAGAGUCAGAAGAAGCUUUGGAGCCAGAUAGAAUUGGGUGUAAAUCCUGACUCCACCUGGAGCCAACUACUGAAUCUCUCUGCAGCUGUGUCUCCAUAUAGCAAAAUGGGAGUGAUACCUCCUACUGAACAGGAUUGUGGGGAAAUUUAGAAAUGACAUUUAUGAAACCUCAGUCAGCCCCAGGCACUGGUAGGCAUGCAAUAAUGGUAACUAGUAAUAGCAGUGAUAGUAGAAAUAGAAAUAUCCCUGUCCAGUCAUAUCCACCUUUGGCAAACACUCGGACCAAGACUAAUAUCCCACUCAAUUCUCCUUAAGGGCUUUCUUGUGCUGGUACGAUGUCCAUGAGUCAGCUAGAAGACAAGUCUGCAGGCAGAGUCAUAUUAGGUGGGCUGGGUGGUUUGAGACAAUGAGGAGAGAAGGGAGUUAAGGGGAUGAUCAGAAGAACGGAGAACAGAACAUCGAACAAUUCAAGCACAGUGUGGUGCCAAUAAGUUGGUGAGUCUUGAAAGUAGAGAUGCACUAAAUACAUCACAGAGGCUCUGAAAAAGAGGUAUACGAGAUAUACGUUGCGGCCAAAUGGCUGAGUAUAAAAUUUAUACAACCUGUUGUCACUAUGCUAUACCUUUAUCAUUCUAAAUAGAUUUUCAGCUGAGGUACAACAAACUUGGGCAUAGCUGUAUUCUUUUUUUAGUCUUGGUAUAUUUUUUAUUGAUGCUUUUCCUUAUGGAUAUUAUGGUUUUGAAGACAUCGCCUCACAAAAUUUCGAAGUGGUUAAAAUUAUGCCUUUAAUGCAUUCUCUUAAAAUGAGAAGAAUUUCCAAAUAACGACUUCUUCUUGAAAGACUACUGACCUAAAUAGUAUUAAAUAACUAAACAUUAAACAUAAUUGAAAAGUAAUCUGUGGGGACAGGUAAAAAUCACCUUGGGGGGUACUAACUGGAAAGGGGUAAGAGAGAUAAGCUGGACAUGUUUUUUCUUGGUCCAGAUAUCUUUACUUUGUGAAAACUCAUUGAGCUGUACACUCAAGAUUUGUGUACUCACUGUAUGCAAAUUUAUCUCAAUUUAAAAAUCCUCCUGAAAACUAUAGUUCUUAAGGAUUAUUUUAUUUAACAUGAUAAAUGCUAAUAUACCAAUCAAUUCUACAAAGAUUAUGAUAUAAUGAAAUCACAGAUAGAAUUAUGAUAUGAUCUAAUUUUAUUGUUUUGCCUUAUACGAGUUGUUAAAUUAAAUAGUACUUGUACUAUUUAUUGGACUGUUAUAAAUACUUUUUGGCUCAAAAAGCAUAUAAAGUUCUUCCUAAAGUUAUCCAGCUAAUACACUCUCUAUCUAUAUUAACUGUCAACUAAUUUUCCUAUUUUUUAACUGUGAAAAUUCUUCAUAAUUGUUUUGUGUAUAGUAUAAGCUUUCAUAGCCAUUAAUUAUUAUAGCAUUUUCCUUAAAAUAAUAAACAUAUAUUUAUACUCCCACUGACUGAUAGAAUUUCAACAUUUAAAAAAGUUCAUAAGGAAAAUUCCACUCCAAGUUUCAUCUAGAAUGCUUACCACUGUU